Molecule: messenger RNA, 2292 nt
Organism: Metopolophium dirhodum (rose-grain aphid)
Lineage: Eukaryota; Metazoa; Arthropoda; Insecta; Hemiptera; Aphididae
Product: cilia- and flagella-associated protein 44-like
Exons: 10
Coding region: 40-2292 (750 amino acids)
Molecular function (GO): protein binding
Source: RefSeq, a predicted model, not a curated record
GAUUUCAUAUCCAAACCAAUCAAAAGUGAAAGAUGUACGAUGGAUGAAAAUAUACUACAGCUCCAUCAUUCAUUCGGUUACGAUUGUUGUUCCAAAAUGUUCAAUAUAUGUGCGGCAGACAAACACACAGUUAUAUACGCGGCAGGUAGUUAUAUUAUUAUGUUUGACAUCAAUGACGGGAAAUUGAGUUUUAGAAAAUGUGCCGGCAACGGAGGAAUAGGGUACAUAUCUAAAAAUCCCGUUUUGAGCCAUAUAGCGGUUGGAGAAAAUUGUACUAAUCCUCUGAUAAUUGUGUACGAAUGGCCAACAUUUGAAAUAGUUAGUGUUCUCAAAGGCAGUGCUAAACAACAAAUAAGUUGCUUGUCGUACAGCGAAAACGGUGACUAUUUGUGUUCACAAGCAGGUGGGCCGGAUAAUACUCUUACGAUUUGGGAUUGGAAAAAGUCGAAAAUAGUCUUGAGGACCAAGUCUCACACACAGGAUGUAUACGUUUGUAGGUUUUCAAACUUCAUACCCAACCACUUAGUAACCGCAGGGUCGGGACACUUAAAAUUCUGGAAAAUGGCCAAAACGUUUACCGGAUUAAAGCUUCUAGGUCAGCUCGGACGCUUCGUAAAAACGGAAAUAUCAGACGUCAUUGGCAUUUUCUCGAUGCCCGAUGAAAAAGUAAUAUCUGGCUGCGAAUGGGGCAAUAUUUUGGUGUGGGGAGAGAAAUUCAUCGAGAUCGAGAUGACAAGGAAAUUUAGAAAACCAUGUCAUUCAGCGCCUAUCAUCAUGUUUUUAUACUCCGAACACGACGAGCUGUUGACGAGCAUCAGCAUGGACGGGAUGAUCAAGUUCUGGAACUACCGUACGGUCGAAUCGGCGGAUCCACCCGAAAACGACCGUGUGCUGGAAAUGGAACCAUCUUACGUGAUUAGCAUCCAGGACUCUAUCGGUGGCUCGAAAAUCAUGGGCAUGUCUAAGAUCGACGGCAACCCUGAAUCAUAUGACUAUUUUAUCCAGGACGGCAAUGGGGGAAUAUGGCUUGCCGACAUCGAAAUGUCAACCAACGCGAAGCCUCUAAGACGGUUGGCUAAGUUUCACGGUGGCACAAUAACCUCUUUGCAACCAUCGAGCGUUGGUCAUUUCUUCGCCACAACGUCGUUGGACGGAUGGCUUCACGUACACAAUGCCACAAAAAAAAAGUUGAUAUUCGCCCACGAUUUCAAAGUACCAAUAACUUCGUCAAUUUGGUUGCCAUCGAAGAUAGCUUGUUCGAGAAAUAUUUUCGUAAUUGGAUUUCAAACGGGAAUUUUAAGACUAGUUUCCGUAUCCCUUAAAAAAAUAGACAAAAAAAAAAUAUUAAGUUAUUCCGAAAUAGAGGAAAUACAAACCUCAAAACCUCAUAAUAGUUCCAUUAAUUAUUUGUCGAUAAGCAAUAGUGCCAAAACGCUUGUAAGUGGAAGUGAAGAUAAAACAAUAUUUGUCUAUAAAAUAAAAACUGGACCUAUCAAGUUGAGUCCCAUUGGUUUUUUUCCAUUACCUGGAAAAGUCACAUUUGUUCAUUGGAAACCUUCAGAAAAACAGAUGGCAUUGAUAAGUUGUGCUAGUGGGCAUAUCGUAGAAGUGGAUAUUCCCACCAGUCGUCCACCGUACACCAGAGAAUCGUUUUUAUUAGAACUCGAAUCGCGUGUAAUAAAAACGGUAAGCAUUAAGUCAGAAAUACGUCAACAACAAUAUUUGUCGAAUUUAAUGGACAAGAAAAGAGAUAAAAUCAAUAGAAAAAAAGUGACCUUAAAACUUCUCAAAGAACAAAAUCCCGGCGAUGAAAUUGACGAAGAGUUAUAUUUUGAAGAUUCCGAAGAAGACGAAGAACCGCCGAAAAUCUUUAUUCCUCCAACACCGAACCCCGUAUUGUUCGCCAUUUACACUCCAUCAGAGAACGGUAUAUGGGUAUCGAUUGAUGGAUAUGACGCUGGCUAUUUGUACGAAUACGAUGUGAAAACAUCUAGACCAGUAACUAAUGCACACGUGACAAUACCAGAGAUAAAUGAUACUCCACUAACUGCGAUUGAAAUUUUUGGAACUGAUCCAUUUACAAUUUUAAUGGGAUUUGCUGAUGGUAGAAUACGUCUUACAAAUGUUAAAGUCAACGAUGUAUCAGAUUUUAAUGACUAUAUUGAAUUUACUAUUCACGACAACGAAACAGGAAGAGUAAAUAUGUUGUGUUUCAGUCAAGACAACAAUAUGUUAUACACUUGUGGGGAUGAUUGUAACAUUUUUAGUUUUACGUUUCAAUGUAAUAAUUAA